GAGGAGGGAAGUUGUCGAAGUUAGGGGAGACGCCCGCCCGCCUGCCCGGGCCUCGCCUCUGACCGCUCCCUCCGCCUCCUCCCCGCCCCGAGCCCCAGUCUGCCCGUCCUUCCUUCCCCUCCUGUGCAUGAUGGAAACACCAUGGCUGCGGCGGCCCAGUUCUCCUUGACACAGUUAUCAAGUGGGAAUCCUGUGUAUGAAAAGUACUACAGACAGGUUGAUACAGGCAAUACUGGAAGGGUAUUGGCUUCUGAUGCUGCUGUUUUCCUGAAAAGAUCAGGGCUUCCAGAUUUGAUACUUGGAAAGAUUUGGGAUUUAGCUGACACAAAUGGCAAAGGAAUUCUGAACAAACAAGAAUUCUUUGUUGCUUUGCGUCUUGUGGCAUGUGCCCAGAAUGGAUUGGAGGUUUCACUGAGUAGCUUGAACCUGGCUGUUCCUCCACCAAGAUUUCAUGAUACCAGUAGUCCUUUGCUAGUCAGUGGAACCUCUGUAGCUGAGCUCCCAUGGGCUGUAAAAUCUGAAGAUAAGGCCAAAUAUGAUGCAAUUUUUGAUAGUUUAAGCCCAGUGAAUGGAUUUCUUUCUGGUGAUAAGGUGAAACCAGUGUUGCUCAACUCUAAGUUACCUGUGGAUAUCCUUGGAAGAGUUUGGGAGUUGAGUGACAUUGACCAUGAUGGAAUGCUUGACAGAGAUGAGUUUGCAGUUGCCAUGUUUUUGGUAUACUGCGCAUUGGAGAAAGAACCAGUGCCAAUGUCCUUGCCUCCUGCCUUGGUGCCACCUUCUAAGAGAAAAACGGUCAGUAUAUCAGGCUCUGUGCGGUUGAUCCCCUCUUCAGCAUCAGCCAAGGAACCUUACCACUCCUUACCACCUGUAGGCAUUUUACCUACCAAAGCACCAUUAAGACAGUGGGUUGUAGCCCCUGCAGAAAAGGCUAAAUAUGAUGAGAUCUUCUUGAAAACUGAUAAAGAUAUGGAUGGAUUUGUGUCUGGAUUGGAAGUCCGUGAAAUUUUCCUGAAGACAGGUUUACCUUCUCCUUUACUAGCCCAUAUUUGGACAUUAUGUGACACAAAGGACUGUGGGAAGCUUUCAAAGGAUCAGUUUGCCUUGGCUUUUCACUUAAUCAAUCAAAAGUUAAUAAAGGGCAUUGAUCCUCCUCACAUUCUUACUCCUGAGAUGGUUCCACCAUCAGACAGGGCCAGUUUACAGAAGAACAUCAUAGGAUCAAGUCCUGUUGCAGAUUUCUCUGCUAUUAAGGAGCUAGAUACCCUUAACAAUGAAAUAGUUGACCUACAGAGGGAAAAGAAUAAUGUGGAACAGGACCUUAAGGAGAAAGAAGAUACUAUUAAACAGAGGACAAGCGAGGUUCAGGAUCUUCAAGAUGAAGUUCAAAGGGAGAAUACUAAUCUGCAAAAAUUACAGGCCCAGAAACAGCAAGUACAGGAACUCCUUGAUGGACUAGAUGAGCAGAAAUCCCAGCUGGAGGAGCAACUGAAGGAAGUUAGAAAGAAAUGCGCUGAGGAGGCCCAGCUGAUCUCAUCCCUGAAAGCUGAAUUGACUAGUCAAGAAUCACAGAUCUCCACUUACGAGGAAGAGCUGGCCAAAGCUAGGGAGGAGCUGAGUCGCUUACAGCAAGAAACGGCAGAAUUGGAGGAGAGUGUGGAGUCAGGGAAGGCUCAGCUCGGACCUCUUCAGCAGCACCUCCAAGAUUCACAACAGGAAAUCAGUUCAAUGCAAAUGAAACUGAUGGAGAUGAAAGAGCUGGAAAACCAUAAUAAUCAGUUAAAUUGGUGCAGUAGCCCACACAGCAUUCUUGUAAAUGGUGCUACAGAUUAUUGCAGCCUCAGCACCAGCAGCAGUGAAACAGCUAACCUUAAUGAGCAUGCUGAAGGCCAAGGCAACCUGGAGUCUGAGCCCAUACACCAGGAAUCUCCAGCAAGAAGUAGUCCUGAAAUACUGCCUUCUGGUGUGACUGAUGACAACGAAGCGGUGACUACAGCUGUUAGUGAGAAAGUUUGUUCUGAAUUUAAUAGUGACAGACAUUCAAAAGAGGGAGAUCCAUUUAAUGUAGAAUCAAGUUCACUGCCUGAUCCAGUUGCAGAUACAAACUUGGAUUUUUUCCAGUCUGAUCCUUUUAUUGGCAGUGAUCCUUUUAAGGAUGAUCCUUUUGGGAAAAUUGAUCCAUUUGGAGGUGAUCCUUUCAAAGGUUCAGAUCCAUUUGCAUCUGACUGUUUCUUCAAGCAGUCCUCUACUGAUCCUUUUGCCACUUCAAGUACCGACCCUUUCAGCACAGCCAACAAUGGCAGUAAUACUUCGGUAGAAACAUUGAAGCACAAUGAUCCUUUUGCUCCUGGUGGAACAGUUGUUGUUGCAGCAAGUGAUUCAGCCACAGAUCCCUUUGCUUCUGUUUUUGGAAAUGAAUCAUUUGAAGAUGGAUUUGCUGACUUCAGCACAUUAUCAAAGGUCAACAAUGAAGAUCCUUUUGGUUCAGCCACAUCAAGCUCUGUCAAUAAUGUGGUCAUUAAAAAAAAUGUGCUUGAGGAAACAUCAGUCAAAAGUGAAGAUGUACCCCCAGCACUGCCACCAAAGACUGGAACUCCAACAAGACCCUGCCCGCCACCACCUGGGAAAAGACCCAUCAACAAAUUGGAUUCUUCUGAUCCUUUUAAACUGAAUGAUCCAUUUCAGCCUUUCCCAGACAAUGAUAGCCCUAAAGAAAAAGAUCCUGAUAUGUUUUGUGAUUCAUUCACUUCUACUACUACCACUGCUACCACUACCAAUAAAGAGGCUGACCCAAGCAAUUUUGCUAACUUCAGUGCUUAUCCCUCUGAAGAAGAUAUGAUCGAAUGGGCCAAGAGGGAAAGUGAGAGAGAGGAAGAGCAGAGGCUUGCCCGAUUGAAUCAGCAAGAGCAGGAAGACUUAGAACUGGCUAUUGCACUCAGCAAAUCUGAGAUAUCAGAAGCAUGAAGAAUUCUCCUGUCCUUUGUCAACCAUACAGUAUUCUUCUUCCUGAAUACUGAAGCUCUUUACAGUGUGUAUGAAAACUACCUAUGAGCAUGGGAAUACAAAAGGUUUGCGAUUCCUGUAAAUGUGACAAAAGUUUGUUUUGGUUUUUUGUUUUUGUUUCUUACUCCAUUUCAGAUUUGUCUUUUUUUUUUUUUCUUUCCACCUAUAAAAGCAGUAACCCAGUCAGAAAACUUCACCUACACCCCUAUUCUGGUGUGCAUUUACUGUGAGCUUUUGCCUGCCUGUGCUUUUACUUGUAAAGCUAGAGUACCCAAGCUUCUGCCUUCUGGAAUAUACAGAAAUAGUUUCAUCCCUGUGCUACCCUUGUUCUGUAGUUACUCUGAUGAUAGCCAGUGGGGUUCUUAAAGUUUGCAGUACUCUUCUCUGAUUUGAAUGGUUGAGGGAGGGGAAGGGAAAGAACAUCCUAUUUCUUUUAUGAUAGUGAAAAUUGGCUAGUUUAAAGUAUAUGUUUGUAUUUCCUUAUAAUUAAUACCGUUCACUUUGUUUUUUAUAGACAAGGAAAAAUAUUUUGCAUAAAUUGACUCCACUAUUGAAAAAGGAAUGCUUUAGAUUGAACCAUUACAGCUUCAGAUUCAAUCUUGUCCUAAAUAAAAAUGUUAAAGCCUCAUGUGUGAAAUAUACUUUUAAAAAAAUUUCUCUGGACUUAAAGAAUUUUAGAUGAACAGAUUACCUCUCCAUAAUUUUAAGUACUAGAUAGUGGAGAAAACCCUAUCACUUAAAGUAUCCUCAUCAGUAUAAGGUAAGCAAAAAUCUUAACAUGGCAGCCAUUCUGCCAUUGGUAUGGCACUGUCCUCCUUAGUUCAUGGUAGGUUUAUUUUUGUACUUUGCAGAAGAAACUUUAGCAAGCUAGAACUGGAAGGUACUUUAAAUUUUUGUAUACAUAUAUUUUUGUUUCCUUUAAUGAAGGCUCACUUACUUGAACUGUAAAAACUUCCACUGAAUACAAAUGAGAAGUGACAUGUAUUAAAUCAUAUUAUUGUUUUUUGUCCAUCUUUGUGGUUUAAAAUAGUUAAUUCUCUUCCUGGGUUGGUUUGUUUGUUUGUUUGUUUGUUUGUUUGUUUUUUAACCUAUAAAGUUGGCAGGCUAGCAAAAAAAAUCUUUUUUUUUUUAAUUGGGAGAGAAGAGACCUACCAAAUUGUCAAAGCUCUUCAUGUGUUAAAAGCCUGUCUCCUGUAAAACUGAGCUAGCAGACAAGCUGAAUUUGAAAUAGACUGUGGUGUAGGCUGUAAAUUGUAGAAUAACCUUAGUUUUCUUUUAACAUCAGUAAUUGACUUAGAUAAUGUAUUGAAUACCAAGAUGAAAAAUGCACCUACAAACUAAAAAUCUCUGUGGUCACCAAGUCAAGGUGGUAUUGAUCUGUGUUAAUCAGAGUAACUUAUUGCCUAGCCUAUGAAUAAAUUCCAAAAUAUCCAAUUCAUUUUAUCUUGAAAUGGUGCUUUUUUUUCCUCUCCACACACAAUUUAAAACAAACUUAAACCACAUUCUUGCACUGCUUUUUUAUACUUUUAUAAAUUGAAACAUUUCAGCAUAGAAGUUAUACAUAUGAAGCAAGGGCUGACUCAUAAUCGUAAGUCUUUAAUUUAGAUAAACUAAUCCAGUGACCUAAGGAUAUACUACAAAAGUUGAUUGAAAGGGUAGUGUUGGGAGUUGUUAGGUAGUGGUUUUGGGGGGUUUUUUCCUUCCCCUUAAACUUCAGGAAAAAGGUAAGUUGACUUGAAUAACCUUCUUUUGCACUGGGAAAAUGAACAGAUGUUUGAAAUGCUUUUAAAAUAUUUUUUUUAAUUAAAAAGCCACUCUGGAAAAUAUUAAAUAUCUGUAACUUAUAAAUACCAACUUUCGAUGUAAUAAAUGUACCCUAACCUUAUGUUUGUUUAACUGGAUUACAUAGAUUCUUAUCUUUUGUUAAAAUAUGUAUACUCAGUGGGCCAAUAUAAUAUUAAAGUAUGUAUAUAUAUUAUAUACAUAUGUGUGUGUGUGUGUGUGUGUGUGUGUGUGUGUAUAUAUAUAUAUAUAUAUAUAUAUAUAUAUAUAUAUAUAUAUAAUCUUGCUCCAUGCUCACUCGUAGGAAAUGAAUGUCUUAGAGUCAUUUGUGAUUACAUUUUAUGUCGUUGACUCUGGCUGCAGAGCCUGUGCUUUAAAAGGACAGAUAAGUAUUCCUGAGAGCUAAGUGGCACUACUUACAAAGUUUUAACCAUCUUCCACAUACUUGUUCAAAUUUAUUUGGGCUCUCUAUAGACUUUUCUCUUAUGUUUCAAACUUCCAAACUGUAGCCUGUAAUUAUGAGAACAAUAAACUUUAAGUAAUAAUAAAGCAUACUAUCCAUA
Messenger RNA from Panthera uncia (snow leopard), 5345 nucleotides. It is a transcript of the gene EPS15, whose product is annotated as epidermal growth factor receptor pathway substrate 15. Gene Ontology annotation, molecular function: calcium ion binding; cadherin binding. Lineage: Eukaryota; Metazoa; Chordata; Mammalia; Carnivora; Felidae. Gene Ontology annotation, biological process: endocytosis; endosomal transport. The record is from RefSeq and is a predicted model, not a curated record. Gene Ontology annotation, cellular component: plasma membrane; clathrin coat of coated pit; cytoplasm. Bases 142 to 2961 code for a protein of 939 amino acids. The transcript has 25 exons.